Owenia fusiformis is the source of this 2043-nucleotide messenger RNA. Lineage: Eukaryota; Metazoa; Annelida; Polychaeta; Sabellida; Oweniidae. The record is from the annotation of a GenBank genome assembly.
GACUGGAUCUGAUUUUCCUUGAUUCAACUGAUUUAAAUAAAUAUAUCAUCAAUAUGGCAUCUUACCAUUCCAUCUGCAAAGACAAAUAGAACUUGUUGAAUUCAAGGCCGUGACGUUGUAAGCCUUAGAAAUCAGAGAUGCGGUAAAUUGCGAAGAGUUUGAAGCAAUUUGUAGAAAGGAUUUCUGAAUAGGGACGCUUUUCUAUAUCUUCACUACUCAGUAGUAUCUAGCAUUGGCAAAGUACAGCGGAUCGUUUUUCCGAUAAAGUUAAUAAUGAAGGCGAUCGCAAGUAAGACAAAAGUGAUGAAUAAGAGGUGAAAUAUACGAUUGUAUUUUAAAUCAACGACAAGAUGAGCCAUGUAGUUGUAAGAUACGGAAAGCGAAUGAGACUAUACGUACAAGGCGAGAGAACGACUGGCACUGACGCUGUGAUCAAGACAGUUGGAGCAAAAUAUUUAGUAUAAUAGUACCAAAGAAGACUGCUGUUUUAUGAAGGAAGUAGACCGUGUUGUAGUUAUUAUAGAAAGUUAUUAAGAAACUAUAAAAGUGAUCGAUCAAUCGUAGAAAGUGAAACACAAUACAAUGGAAGAAACCGGAGUGGAAUAUGAUUCAGACACAAUUACGGAACUUACCCCUAUUGUAAACACUACAAUAUUAAACUUGACCGAUGCUAACCCAACGAAAGGCAACGUAGCGGAUGUCAAGUGGGACAAGUGGUUUAGGAUAUAUGUACUAUAUGCCGAGAUUAUCCUUGGAAUAAUCGGUUGCUUACUUGUUUUGCUUUGGCUUUGGCAUAACAGGCGCAGACGAUCCAGGGUCAAUUUACUUAUUUUACACCUGACAGCCGCUAAUAUUCUCGUCAUUCUUUUCGCAUGUACAUCGCAAAUAAUCUGGGAAUAUUUUGAUUACAUCUGGUAUGCUGGCCCCGUGAUGUGUAAACUCGUGAAGUUCUUGCAGAGUUUUAGCAUGAUGGCAAGUACGAAUAUGUUGGUCGUGUUGAGUGUGGAUAGACACCAGGCCAUAACAGCUCCACUCAGCUCCCCAUUCCCGGUUAUGAAGCUGACGGGAAUUGGAUGGGGUAUCGCAGGGGUUCUCUCCCUCCCUCAGUUCUACAUAUUCAGGCAUGGCAUCCGUGAUGGUGCACCACGAUGUGAGUCAAUAUUCCGCGAUGUGCCUCCUUCUCAUCGUCAGGCGUAUCUCACUUUCGUUCUCCUUGUCACGCUCCUUAUUCCACUGGCAAUCCUUACUGUGUGCUACGUCAGGAUUUUUUGGAAGAUUGCAGUAAAAGCUCGAGAGGGAAAAUCAGGAAAUUCCGAAAAAUCUGGGAAAGUCCUUCUCCAGUCAACACCAUCGAGUUCAUUGCCCAAAGCUAAAAUUAAAACCUUAAAAAUGACCGUCGUUAUAGUCAGCGUGUAUAUUAUAUGCGGACUCCCGUACCCGUUUUGUGAGAUGAUAUUUGCAUUUGGUGAUUUUGAGAUGGUACAUCCUAUAAUGUGGUCUAUAUUUGGUGGGAUGGCUGUGGCAAACUCUGCGGCUAAUAGUUGGGUAUUUCUAGCGUUCAACGCCGAAGCCAACAAACUUUGUAAGUGCUGUAUCAACAGAGCAGGUCGUAAAGACCACACGGGUAGCAUCUGCUCCGAAUUUAACACUCACAGUACCGAAGUGACUACAAAAAGGACCGAUCAUCACACACAUGUACACUUAAAGGGAGACUAUGAACUAAAAAUGAAAGACAGGCCAAAGGUGAAUGGAAACAAUUCCUACGCGAUCAUAUCGACGAAUCAACGCGAACAAAGACAAUAGCACGUCAAAAGAUUCCAAAUCAAAAAUAUCGUUAAGGCAAGAAGCUUCAGAUUUUGAUAACCACAGAGGGUGUAUGCCAAUAAAUAAAGCAUCCUAAGAAAUAUAAGCCUCUAAGGAAAACCUAAACGCACUAUAAAAUUUGCAUAUUAUAUCGAGACAAGAAAACUGAAAUGAUGCUACAGAGAGCACCUCCAGAAAAAAUGUAUUUAUUCAAUCACGUGUAAAUGAAUAGUUUGGCAU